AUGUACGCAAAGUCAUUCUCGAUUCUCGCUCUUGCUGCUGCCUCUCUUGUGGCAGCCGAAGACUUCACGGUGGCCACACCACCUUAUGUCCAACAGUGCUCCCCAUUGAAGAUUACCUGGAAGGGAGGUGAACCUCCGUACAGGCCAUUCAUCACGGCCCCAGGCAAAAUUGAUGAUGUGAAAGAGAACCUUGACGAGACAAGUGACACCUCGACUACUUGGAAGGUGACGAUUCCACAAGGCCAGAAGUUCACCAUCAAUAUUUGUGACAACUCUGGUCAGUGCCAGGCUUCUGGUGAGGCUGGCCCGGUAGGCAAGGGUGAUGACAGCUGCAUAAACGGUGGCGGUAACAAAGGUGGCAGCAGCGGUGGCGGCGGUGGCGCUGCUGCUGCUGGCGGCGGCGGUAGCAGCGGUGGUAGCAGCGGCGGUGAUGACAAGAAGAGCGGCGAUGGCGACGACAAGAAGAGCGGCGGUGACGACAAGAAGAGCUCGAGCUCUAGCGACAACAAGUCUUCCAGCUCUAGCGGUGGCAAGUCGUCGAGCAGCAGCGGCCAGUCGAGCACGGGCGGCGGAAGCGGCGGCGGUAGCUCGUCUGCCCAGCCAAGCUCGACUGGUAUGGGUGGUGGCUCUGACGACAAGAGCGGUCAAGACAACAAGGAAGAUGGCAGCGACAACAACGGUGGCGAGAAGAAGGGUGAUGAUAGCGGUUCCAUGUCGUUCAGCGGUGUUCCGGCCGUUGUCGCUGGUGUUGUCGGCGUUGUUGUGGCUGCCCUGAUCUAA
Messenger RNA from Malassezia globosa CBS 7966, 780 nucleotides. RefSeq lists its product as uncharacterized. Lineage: Eukaryota; Fungi; Basidiomycota; Malasseziomycetes; Malasseziales; Malasseziaceae. The transcript has a single exon. The record is from RefSeq and is a predicted model, not a curated record. Bases 1 to 780 code for a protein of 259 amino acids.